ACAACGAGUUAUCCUAACCUCAGCUUUUUUCCUAACCUCUUUUCUUGUAAUCAUGGCUUUUAGUAGAGUUAAUUGUUUACUAUUGAAUGUUGUUAAAAAUAACAUUCAAAUUGUGCAAAUAUGCCGUAGUUUUGCAAACAUACGUUUUCCGCCAACCACUUUCAAUUUGAUUUCGAACCUCAAAAAAUUGCCUCUCAAAAAUACUUGCACAAUUUUGCAUAAGGAACUAUCUACUGUGAAAUCCUCCAGUAUACACGAUACAAUUUCUUCAAUUCAAGUUAAGAAACGAGUGACGAGAAAAAAGAAAAUUUUGGAGGAGGAGGAGAAACCUGGAAUCUUCAAUGUAGUAGCUUUCGCCACUGCAGAGGAAUACGAUCUAGAAAAACUUGUGAAGGGUUUAAAAGAACAGAAUCUCUACGAACCCAAAGAAAUAAAAAAUAAUACUGACGUUGUACAUGCUGUGGCGAAAUAUAGGGUGAACGAGGAACCUAGAGAAAUAUUUUUUUUCAGGGAAGGUAGUGUAAUUUUAUGGAACAUUACAGACCUUGAAAGUGGCAACAUUUUGAAUUUUCUGAGAGAAUAUGAGGAAGACAGCUAUUCAGAAAGACUUGUUCAAUCCGAGAGUGAAAUCAUGAACUACAAAUAUCAAUCCGCAGACAAAACAAGCAGCUGUAUCAGUAAAGAAGGAGAUUUUUUACUAUCUCCCGGGCAGGACAAAACAUUAGAGAAAUUCACUUUUUCAAAUGCUAUUAUGCUCAAUGUGAAACUGGGUGUGUGGGAGGCCUCAUUGGAAAAGUACAUUGAUGAGAUCGAAUUCGUGACAGAGGAUUUGAAAAGGGGCAAGAAGAUUCGGAUGUCUAGAGAGGCGGUACUGAGGAAGCACGGAGAACUCUUCGCUCUCAGGCAUUACAUGAAUCUCAGUUCUGACGUGCUGGACACACCUGACUUCUAUUGGGACAACGAAGAUUUGGAGAACCUUUACAAUCAAGUCUGCUCAUAUUUUUGUAUAAACAAAAGAACAAAGGUGAUGAAUGAGAAGAUCAAUCACUGUGUAGAGCUGAUAGAACUGUUAUCUUCCCAUUUGAGUGACAAGCAUCAUGUUAGAUUGGAAUGGAUGAUAAUAGUUCUCAUUAUGGUGGAAGUGUUCUUCGAGAUAGUGCAUUAUAUUGAUAGAUUUGUACACUGAGAGUAGUCUGAAGAUCCAGUAACAAAACUGUUGUCUUUGUUAUUUUUAUUCAGAUAUUAUGGAAGAAGGUGGUGAACUAAUUUUUUGUUGUAUAUAAUUGAAAGUUGAAGAUUGGAAAUCGUUUUUUUUGUAUAUACUUUUUGAUCUUCUGAACUCGGUUAAUUUCAAAGAGUGGAAAAACCCUACUUUCAAAUAAACAGAU
Leptinotarsa decemlineata (Colorado potato beetle) is the source of this 1388-nucleotide messenger RNA. Its product is annotated as required for meiotic nuclear division protein 1 homolog. NCBI's taxonomy places the organism in Eukaryota, Metazoa, Arthropoda, Insecta, Coleoptera, Chrysomelidae. Gene Ontology annotation, biological process: positive regulation of mitochondrial translation. The record is from RefSeq and is a predicted model, not a curated record.